Chenopodium quinoa (quinoa) is the source of this 7158-nucleotide messenger RNA. RefSeq lists its product as uncharacterized. Gene Ontology annotation, molecular function: ATP hydrolysis activity; DNA binding; ATP binding. The transcript has 20 exons. The record is from RefSeq and is a predicted model, not a curated record. Gene Ontology annotation, cellular component: nucleus; chromatin. NCBI's taxonomy places the organism in Eukaryota, Viridiplantae, Streptophyta, Magnoliopsida, Caryophyllales, Amaranthaceae. The coding region runs from base 304 to 6975 and encodes 2223 amino acids. Gene Ontology annotation, biological process: chromatin remodeling; negative regulation of transcription by RNA polymerase II.
GUCAUACUAUUAAUCCCGUAUUUACAAAGUAAAUUAAUACUCCAUAGAGUAUUAUUAAUUAUUAUUGUAAAAAAAAAAAAAGAUUUAACUGUUUACAUUAUAUGCGUGUCAUUAAUCUUCCUCUUUUUCUUAUGUUUUCACUUUGUUUCCCUCAAUGGAAGUUCUCGCUUUAACGCUGCAUCCCCUCUGUAUUUUUCCCUCUCUCCUCCAUUGUAGCGCACUUUGAAUUCUCCAUUGAAGCGCACUUCUGAGCUUUUUCUCCUUUGAAGAAGCUUUUAAGGAUUUUGUUUAUAACCUUUAAUAAUGUUAGAGCAGAACAAUGAAAAUGUUGCUUCUCUCCCUGAGUCGAGGGCGGCCGCCCCGGCUCAGGGACGGGCCUCGAGUAGUGGUAAAAGUGAUUCACAAGCCUCAGUCUCAGGUUCAGAUGCUUCUGCGCUGAGGAGGUCAACUAGGGGUCAGAAUAAUUCGAGUCCGGUUAGUCUGAGGAAGUCUCAGAGACUACAAAGGCAGUCGCCACCUGCCACCCCACCCUCUUCUAAGAAGAAGAAAGCUGGGGAUCCAAGCCCAUUGCGAAGGUCGGUGAGGGAGACUAAGUCUCACUCUUUAAUCUCCAAGGAGACGGGGGAGAAGGGUUCACCGUCUUCUAAAGGUUCGAAGAAGCAGACUAAGGGUUCAACUGUGUUAGACUCUUCAAACGAGAAGAAUCAGAAGCAAGAUAAGACUUUAAAGCAGAUUGCACAGGAAGUUAAAGAUAGGGGUAAGCAGAAUUGCAGUUCUGAAGUUGGUAAUAAGAGGAAAAAGAGGCUAGAUGCUCGGCGUUACAGAGACAUGUUUAAGCCCCUUAAGAAGAGCAAAGUAUCAGAUUCAGAAUCUGAUAAAAAGAGCAGGCUGGAAAAUUGUGAUGACAGUGGAGGUAGCGGUCAUGAGAAAAUCAAAGAAGAGGAUCAAGAGCGUAGUGAUGGAGAAGAAAUGAAUGGAGAUUGUGCAAAGGACAUAGAUGAUGAUGCUGGAGAUUCCAAUUCUUGUGAAAUCGAAGAUGGAGUAAUUCUGCUGGCGUCUAGGGGUCAUGAUGUUGGCUCUCCAUCCUCUCCUAGGAUUGAGGCUGUGCAAAAAUCCGACAAAUCUAAAGAAGGUCCAGUGAAUGGCUCUGCAAUGGAAAAUCUUUCCAACCAGAAAAUGCAGUUGACUCUGGACAAGCUAUCUGACGAUGGUGAUGGAUCUGGAUGUAGUGAGAGAGGGAUAAGUCUAGGGGCUUCUGCUGUUAGAAGUGAAGGUACAAGCAAAUGUGCCAUGGAUGUUGCUUCCUCAGUAUCAUCUUCAUGCAAUUUAAGCAUUUUUGCUGAGGACUGUGCCAAAUGCUUAAGAAAGCGAAGGCUGGACUAUGAUUCUCUGGAGGAAGAGCUUUGCUGCUGUCUUUUAAACACUAUAAAUGACAUCGAUAAUUCUAAGGAUAGAAGGCAAUGCUGGACUGUUGUUACUACAGAAUUUGCUGAGGACCUUGGUCGAGGUGUCAAGCAAAGCGUUUCUAAGCUUGAUAUUCAGCGGAGUACUUGUGUUACUUGCAAACUUGCAGGAAAACUCUUGCACUGUAGCGGGAAAGGAUGUGGAAGAAGUUAUCAUCCUCCAUGUUCAUUGAACCCCGAGGAAAAUAUAUAUCUUUCAAAUUGGUACUGUUCUGACUGCACUAAGAAACAGUUGACCCUUGGUGUUCAUUCUGUGUCUGAAGGCAUAGAAUCAAUUUUGGAUGUUAGAGAAGUGGAUGUGUCAAAUACUGAAGGUAGACAGAAACAAAAGCAGUGCUUUGUCAAAUUUAAAGGUCUUGCUCAUACUCAUAAUCGCUGGGUACCAGAAUUACUGUUGGUUCAUGAAGCCUCAGAACUUCACGCAAAGCUUGGCAAAGAGAAAGAGGACUCGCAGUGGAAUCCAGCUUUGGCUGUACCUCAUCGUUUACUGCAGAGAAGAUCAGUAAUUGUCGAUGAUAAGCCAAUUGAUCAGGAAAUUAGUCUUGAAUCAAAGAGCCAGCACGAAUGGCUGGUGAAAUGGUGCGGUCUUGAUUAUGAUCUAGCGACAUGGGAACCUGAGGAUUUGUCUUUUUUUAAGAAACCUGAAACUCAACGAUUGAUUGAAGAAUGUGAAACACGUCAUAACAAAGCCCGGAACCCACCAUUAUCUGGAAAUAAUGAGGCUCAGGAAAAGAGAAAGGAUUCGCAUGUCAAUAAGCUUCGUGAGUAUCACCAUAAGGGGCAUAAUGCUGUUCUACUAGAUGAACAGGAUAGAUUUGUGAAAGUAAUCCAUUUUGUUUCUUCCUUAGUGACACAAGGUUCUCGGCCAUUUCUCAUCAUAUGUCCUAAUGCAUCUCUGCCAUCCUGGGAGGCUGAGUUUUUGCACUUAGCAGCAUCUAUCAAUGUUGUGGUUUAUGGUGGAAAUGCAGAUGCACGUCAUAUCAUAAGAAGUCUGGAGUUUUAUGUAGAUGGUGGUCAAGUAUUGCUUCAAGUACUUCUAUCUAGUGCUGAAGCUAUUGCUGAGGAUGUUGAAGAACUGAAAGGCAUUCGCUGGGAAGCUGUUAUUAUUGAUGACUCCCAACAGUCCUGUAUUUUGACUCAUUCUGGUUGUAUCAAUGAUUUGGAUACUGGAUGGAGAUUACUUCUUAUGAAUGCCCAUUUAAGGGAUAGCAUAACUGAUUAUUUAAACAUCUUGUCCUUGCUGGAUCCUGUUGGUGCCAAUCAAGAUCUUAAACUACUUUCUAACUCCAAUGCUGACAUUAAAGCAUUGAAAGAUAGAUUGUCCUCUUUCAUUAUUUGUGCAAGAUUUAUUGAAUAUUGGGUACCAGUGGAGAUCUCAAAUAUUCAGCUUGAACGGUAUUGCUAUUCUAUGCUGUCAGAAUUCUCUGCCCUUCGCACAUUUUGGAAGAGUGAUCCUGUGGGCUCCCUCCGUGAUAUUAUAAUUUCGUUACGAAAGUGCUGUGACCAUCCUUAUAUUGUGGAUUGGCAAUUGCAAGAAUCCCUAACCAAAGAUCUUCUCCCGGAUGCUAGGAUGAAUGUGGAUAUCCGAGCUAGUGGCAAGCUACAUUUUCUUGAAAAUCUUCUCUCUGAGUUAAAGGAGCGAAAAUUGAAAGUUCUUAUCCUGUUCCAGUCAACUGGUGGUACUGCAAGGGAUGCUACCUCAGUUGUUCUUGAAGAUUUUCUUGGGAGAUUUGGUUCAGAUUCUUAUGAAGCUGUUACAAGUUGCGUUAUCCCUUCCAAGAAGCUGGCCGCUUGCAACCAGUUCAACAGAUUAAGAGAGAGAUCCUUCUUUUUACUGGAGACACGAGUUUGUAGUCCAGCCAUUAAACUUUCGACAGUAGAUGCUGUUAUUUUAUUUGACAGUGACUGGAAUCUUCAUAAUGACCUAAAGGCACUUCAAAAAAUCACAAUAGAUUCAAAGCUUGAAUUGAUUAAAGUCUUUCGGUUGUAUUGCCCAUUUACUGUUGAAGAGAAAGUUCUUAUCCUUGCCAAGAAUGAUUUGAUCCUUGAUAGCACUCUGCAGGGUACUAGUCCAAGUACUAGGCACAUGCUUCUGAUGUGGGGCUCCUCAAAUUUGUUUUCAAGGCUAGAUGAGUUUCAUCGGGAUAAAAUUCUGGACUACAGAGACAAUAUUGUUUUCAGAUCUUCAUUUAUGAUUGAUGUUAGUAAAGAGAUCGUUUCUCUAAUUCAAGAUUGUAAUAAUAUUUACUCAAGUAAAUAUAUAUCAGUAGCACGACAAAAUGGUGGAUGUUAUCUCAAAUGUAUACCCUUGGUUGGAGAGCAGAAAAUUCAGCAAGAAGAAGUUCCACCACCUGAGUUUUGGACUAAGUUAUUGGAAGGAAAGCAGCCUCAGUGGAAGUAUCUUACAAGCUCAUCUCAGAGACACAGGAAGCGUGUCCAUUAUUCUGAGGAGUCUCCUUCAGAAGUUCAUAGUGAUGAAGUAGCAAAGAGGCGCAAGAAAAUGGAUGGUACUAAGAUUGAUUCUCCUUCCCAGCAAACUGAGCCAAGGCUAGAGAAACAAGAUUCUGGGAGCAAGGAGCAUCAAGAGUCUGGUGAUGUAGAGAAUCUGCAUAACCAGCUGGGGGAUCUUUUUGAAAUAUUGAAGCCAACUCUAUUAGACCUUUGUGAAGCUCUGCUACUUGAGGAUAAUGUGAAAAGAUUGGCUGAGGAAUUUCUCGAGUAUCUGGUGAAAAAUUAUCGAGUCACAAGAGAGCCCGAGACUACAUUACAAGCUUUCUUACUCUCAGUGUGUUGGACUGCAGCUGAGGAACUAAAGAACAAAAUUGAUCACAAAAAGUCACUUACCAUUGCCAGAGAGAGGUUGGGCUUUAAUUGCUUAGAACGUGACACUGAGAAAAUAAUUUCAAGGUUGAAGCCAAUAAUGGAUAAUUUUAUUUGUUUGAGAACGAAAAAUUCCAAGUCGGAAGGAAAUUUUGUUGAAUCACCACUAGGCAACAUGAAUAAUGCAACUGUAGAGCUUGAGGAACAUAUGAAGAAGUUUGAAAUGAAAUCUGGCAGGCAAAUGGAGAAGCUAAAAAAUAAACACUAUGAAGAACUUGAGAAAUUUGAAAAAUCCUGGGAGGAUUUGACGAUGAAGCUAGAAAAGUGGUGUAAAGCAGAGUCAACCACUAUUCGUUAUACUCACGCUAAUUCUGCAAUUAGAAUUGAUAAGUUGAAGGCCUUGGAUAAUGAUUAUGCUAAGAAAAGGGAAGAGCUAGAAAAGCAAAAAUCCAUCAAACUUAAAGAGCUUGAAGCUAGGCAAAAGGUUGAAAAGGAUUCAGAAGAGAAGAAGCUAGCUGGGUAUGUGAAACGACUUAACUCCUUGGGGUGCCAUAGGCUUUUGGAAGAACCUGAUGGUAAGAGUAGAGUAAAUUCUGAAGUUGCUGAACCAAUUGGACCAAAUGAAGAAUCAAAUGGAACUGUGGGUAUCAAUGGGAACCUCUCAAAGCAGCAAAGUUUCAAGGCAAAAGCAAUAGCGUCUGUACUUGCUGAAAAUCUGGAGAAUACAGAUGAGCAGAGAGUGAGUUGCUCAAGUGAUGAUUUUGUAGCAUCCAUAGAGAAUAUACCAGCGUCUAAGGGACCUAUUGGACUAGAUAAAGAAUCAAAUGGAACUGGAGGUAUCAAUGGAAAUUUCCCAAAGCAGAAAAAUCCUGAGGGAGAAGCAAUAGUUUCUGUGCUAGCUGAAAAUCUGGAGAAUACAGAUGAACAGAUAGAAAAUUGUGGGAAUGAUGAUGCGAUAACUGGUAUAGAGAGCGUACCAGCAUCUAAUGGGCCUGAUACUAGUACAUGUUCACCUGAACAGCCUUCUGCUCCUACUGGACAAAUUAAGAAAUAUACCACUCAAAUAGAUGACGUGAUAGUAGAUAGGUUGACUGCUGUAGAAAGCAACCCAAAUAAUGGAUCCAGUACAACAGGGCCAUUGCUCUCUCCAAUUGGUUCAUUCACGGAGCACCCAAAUGCUGUUGAGAGUCAGGGGCUUGGAGAUGAAUCUCAUAUUGGAGUGGGAGAACAAGUAGGACCUGCUACCAGGACACAUACUGCGCCUUUAGGUGAUACACCAUCUUUAAAUUGUCCCAAUCAUGUGCCAUCUGACCUUUUGCAUAAUGAAGAAGCACGCUGUUCUACCGAGGCUUCAUUCAAUGAGUGGGUUACACAUUACAAUGAUCAGUUGGGAGUUGCUCCUAAUAGGCUUGAUAGUCAGCCAAUUGGAAAUCAUACAUCUAUUGUGGGUACCACAACCCCAAGGCAUCAAGAUCAAAUGGGAGUGGCUCCAAAUGGUAGGCUUGAUAUGCCAAUAGUAAAUCAUGGAUCUAUUGUGGAUACCACAAUUCCAAGGCAACAAGAUCAAAAUAGGGGCCGUGUUUUAGGUGAACCUGUUUCACAGCCUUUUUCACAGAUGCCUGUUCAUGUUGUUCCUGCAAAUUUUUUCAUCCCGUAUGAAACUAAUGCACCAGUAGCAAGAGGAGCUGUCCCUGCACAUUCCGACCAUGCAAAUCGAGUGCAAAUGCCUACUAACUCUUUGUUUACGACACCCAACCAUUUUGAUCCACUUCAAUUUGAAGUAGAUAGAAUACGUAGAGAGAUGGGUAAUUUGAUGACCAUUCAUGAGCAAAAGAAGUCACAACUGAAAUCAGAAUGUGAUAAAGAAAUUGAGGAACUUGUUGCUCAAAUUAAGAGAAACUAUGACAAGAAGAUUGAUGAAGCUGAGGCAGCAUUUUCACUUAAAAGGAAGGAACUUGAAACAUGUCAGAACAAGGUCGUGAUGCAUAAGAUGCUGGCUGAGGCUUUUCGAUCUAAAUGCACCGACUAUAAGGCAGCUACAAAGAUGCCACAGCUAGGUAACUCUUCUAGUUCUGUAGAGAUUGCCUCGCAAUUACAUUCUACAAGACCUUUCUCUCCUGCUACGUCUCCUUCCAGUGUUCCACCUAGUGCUACACCACCUUUACAGGCUAUUCGUCCCUCUAUGACCUUAAGUGCUCAAGCCAGAAUUUCUCAUGUCGAUCCUGUAGCACUAACGGCAGGACAACAGCAACAAAUUAGGCGUGAAGCACUUGCCCCAGCCCCUCAUAUACAGCCCUUCAGAUCUGCUUCAUCUGCUAUUUCUUCCAGCUGUAUGCCUUCUGAUGCGUUGGUGCCACAGCCACCUAACAAUCCAACUUCUGACUUAGCACAGAAGCUCCCACCACAGCCACCUCCGCUGUCAGCACCAGUACAGCUAAACUCUCGUGGUCAGUCUCGCCAAGAAGAAUCAAUGGGAAGGGGUACACCACUUAGCUUAUCCUUGAGUGCAACACAGUUGCUAAUGGAUAUUACAAGGCGACAUGAUGCAAAUCUUCGUUCUAACAACGUACCCUCAUUGCCAAGUAAUGUGCGAAGUUCUGACACAUCCCGAUUUGAGGAAGCAACAAAUGUGCAACUUUCUUCGUCUAAUUUACAAAAUGGAGAUGUGGUCUGUUUAUCUGAUGAUGAUUAAUUAUUGUGACAUUCUAGGUUCCCUAACCUUCAAUUUGUUGUAACUCUUAGAUCCUAUUUUCAGCUUGGGAUUAAGAAUUAUAGUAGUCUGGGUCUGCAAGUUGUAUACAGUCCACUGUUAUUGUAGCUAUAGGUUAGCAGCUAAUGUAACUAAUUGCGAUUAAUUUGAAAUGAAAUAGGUUUC